Anisakis simplex (herring worm) is the source of this 627-nucleotide messenger RNA. The record is from the annotation of a GenBank genome assembly. NCBI's taxonomy places the organism in Eukaryota, Metazoa, Nematoda, Chromadorea, Rhabditida, Anisakidae.
ACUGAAAGACAACUGAGGCAAGUGGUACCUGUGCCCGCAACUCAACAGUAUUAUUCAGUCAAUUUGAGUCAGUUGGCUGAGCUGCAAGAGAAUUUCAACGAUGCGCUGGCUGUGCUGCUUAUUUUUGCGUGGAUUAAGACUAUGAAAUACAUUAGUUUCAACAAGACGAUGACUCAGCUGACUGCAACUUUGGAGAGAUCUGCGAAGGAUAUCGGUGGAUUUUCGGUGAUGUUCUUCAUCUUCUUUUUGGCUUAUGCACAAUUCGGAUUUCUGGCGUUUGGUACUCAGAUAGCGGAAUACUCAUCGUUAUACAACGCAGUGUUUGCUUUACUGCGAACAAUAUUGGGUGAUUUCGACUUCGAUGCGUUGGAGAAUGCUGAUCGCAUAUUGGGACCGUUGUUCUUUUUGACUUACGUCUUUUUCGUGUUCUUCAUUUUGUUGAAUAUGUUCUUGGCGAUUAUCAAUGAUUCGUAUACUGAAGUGAAAUCUGAACUGAGUAGACAAGCGAAUGAUAUAGAGAUGGCCGAUAUUGCUGUUGGGGUUAGUUGCAAUAUAUUUUAUUCUCAUUGCAUUCACAUUGUUAUUGUUAUCAUGAAUGUAUAUUGCAGUAUUGGCAAGGUAUUUUGA